GGGGGCGGGGCCCGGGGGCCGGAAGUGUGUCGCGCUCGCAAGAUGGCGACUCCCUAUGUGACUGACGAGACCGGGAAGUACAUCGCCUCCACGCAGCGCCCCGACGGCACCUGGCGGAAGCAGCGGCGGGUGAAGGAGGGCUACGUGCCGCAGGAGGAGGUCCCGGUGUACGAGAACAAGUACGUGAAGUUCUUCAAGAGCAAACCCGAGCUGCCCCCGGGGCUGAGCCUGGAGGCUGCCGCGCCGCCCGGCAAGCAGCCCGGCAAGGCGGAGGGCGGGGAGACGGGACUGUCCAAGGCGGCCAAAAGGAAUUUGAAACGCAAGGAGAAGAGGAAGCAGCAGCAGGAGAAAGGGGAGCGGGAGACGGACGAACUGAUCCAGUCGCUGGAGAAGGUCUCCCUCGGGGGGGACGCGCGAGCGGCUGCGCCGCAGCCGGCCUGCGGCGCCCAGGGCCCCGCCGACGGUGAAGCGGCGGCCUCAGAGAAAGCCAAGAAGAUCAAGAACCUGAGGAAGAAGCUGCGGCAGGUGGAGGAGCUGCAGCAGCGGCUCGACUCCGGCGAGAUCAAGCAGCUGACCAAAGAGCAGCUGGAGAAGCUGGGCCGGCGGAAAGCCCUGGAGGAGGAGCUGCAGGACCUGGAGCUGGACUUGUAAGGGGCG
This is a messenger RNA of Cygnus atratus (black swan), 657 nucleotides long. RefSeq names its product PYM homolog 1, exon junction complex associated factor (gene PYM1). Gene Ontology annotation, cellular component: exon-exon junction complex; cytoplasm. Gene Ontology annotation, biological process: exon-exon junction complex disassembly. Gene Ontology annotation, molecular function: RNA binding. The transcript is spliced from 3 exons. Bases 43 to 651 code for a protein of 202 amino acids. Lineage: Eukaryota; Metazoa; Chordata; Aves; Anseriformes; Anatidae. The record is from RefSeq and is a predicted model, not a curated record.